AUGCCUGUCCACGGGAGCCAAACAUCACCGCAUAAAUUAGUCCCAUUUUACGACAACUUCGGCGGAGAGGGUCAGUCGUUGGCGAGCUCUAAGUCCAGGAGCCGUAACCGCAAUCGGAACCGGCGCUGGAAAUCCAAAGCCCGGAGCGAUUCCAACGCCUCGUCGUCGGUCGUGGCCUACGCUGAGGGACAGUCGGCUCAGAGACCGCACCCACAGCACCCGCAUCAUCACCAGCAGCUUCAGCACCGGACCCCUAAGCAUAAGAGCGCGUCCAACCCUGGCGUGUCGUUCCCAGACGAUGGGGACAGCCAUUAUCAUAGAGGCGGUGGUGGCGACCAUCACAAUCACACCAAUCGUUUUCGCGGCAGAAGUCAGUCCAAUGCGUCGGUGCUGUCGGUCCAGCAAAAAGGCGCUCCUUAUCGGCCCGACAACUAUGGCGGCGAUCGUAGCUAUCAGUCGUCCGGCGGCCGACAGCACCAGGAUUUCGGUGGUCGACAUAACCAGCAGUUCCGGAGUGAUCGGCAACACGACAGGAAGGACUGGAACAGAGACCGGCUCUCGCGCGAGAUGUGGCACUUCUAUGAGGACAACGCUCAGACACCCGACCUCGUGACCCGCAAGAAUCGGUUGCGCGACGCGUUGCACAAGAUAUUGACCACAAAUUUCCCGAAAUACGAAAUUGAACUGUUUAUAGUGGGCUCUUCAGCCACCGGAUUGGCGAACAAUAAGUCUGACGUCGAUAUCUGUCUCGUCAUGAAAGACUUGGCCGACAAAGUCAAGGAUAAGGCCAACGGGGAGGCCAAGUCGGCCGAGGAGUCCGAGACGGCACCGGUAGCUGGCGUUAAGAAUGAGGAUAAGCGACAGUCGCUGACUUCCACUCGGGAUGACCUCUUGGACUCGAUUGUUGUCGACGUGGAGACGACUCGACCGGAAGUGGUCUCCGCCACCGAUACUAAGACCGACUCCGAGCUAAUCCACUACGAGUCCGACUCGGAGAAGCUGAACGUGACGGUCGACAGCACCGACAGCACCGCCGCCCGUAACGACCCCACUGUUCCCAUGCUUAAGAUGGUGGAGGAGGUGCUCAAGAACUACAAUUUCGUGACUAAUAUGCAGAUAAUUAUGGCGAAGGUUCCGAUCUUGAAGUUCGUGGACAGGCUGUCGGGCAUCGAAGUCACCCUAAAUGUGAACAAAUUGGUGUCGAUUCGCAACACUCUCCUCAUUCAGGACUACACCAGAGGUAGGCCACGAUUAUCGCAGCACUACUUUCUACUAAAGCACAUGUCUUUCCCCUCUCCCACCCCUUCCCACCGGACAGCCGACUGGCGCCUACAGCCGCUAGCGUUGGUCAUCAAGGCCUGGGCGAAGGACAACGGCAUUAACGACGCCUACAACAAGUCGCUGUCCAGUUACAGCCUGGUCUUAAUGGUGGUCCACUACCUUCAAUACGCCUGCAGUCCGCCAGUGCUUCCAUGCCUUCAGCAGUUGGACCCAAACCGGUAUACCGUGAAGGAGUCGAUGCACGCCUUGCGCACCAACCGGAAGCCAAAGCCGUGGCAUUCCGUGAACGACGGCUCCCUGAAGGACCUCCUCCUGGGUUUCCUCGACUACUACAGCUAUAGCUUCUGCUUCGCGAAGGACGCCCUAUCUGUACGCACGGCUCACGUACUGCCCAAACACGUGGUCCAGCGGUACAAGUGUGCGGACAACCACUACUCGCACUGGAAGUUCGUGUGCGUGGAGGAGCCCUUCACCCGCACCAAUACCGCCCGUUCCGUCUACGACGAGGUGACCUUCGAGCGCAUACUGUCGGUGUUCCGGGUCAGUCACUACACGGUCCGGAGGUAUCCCAAACUGGACUCCAUUAUGACGGGCAGGGACUACACGAACGACUACAUGCUGGCGAUCAACCAGUACGUGAACGCCGGACCCCUGACCACCCCCACCAAGAGUCCCGGUGCUGGUGCUGGUGAGGGACACGAGAGUCCCGGCGCUGAUGGAAAGGUGGUGAAGGCGUCGACACCGACCGGCGCUCGCGACAAACCGGAUCCCUCGGCACAGGCGCUGCCCACGACUCCCGAUAGACAGCGACCAGAGGCCAGUCCCGCGAAGACCACGACUCCCGGCGCCACUAAAACUGAUUAAAUUAAUUAGUUUGAAAUGCUUUGAAAACACUUUAUAUAACAGUUUAUAAUAUAUUUGAAUGAAUACUCGCUUUAAUUGUAACUCAUUCAAUACACGAUUAAUAGUAAUUUAAGCCCUAAUUUGAAUGAUCCGUAAAUAAACUUAUAAACUUAUAAUUUAAAUAUAA
Molecule: messenger RNA, 2311 nt
Organism: Oppiella nova
Lineage: Eukaryota; Metazoa; Arthropoda; Arachnida; Sarcoptiformes; Oppiidae
Source: the annotation of a GenBank genome assembly